This is a messenger RNA of Phialemonium atrogriseum, 694 nucleotides long. RefSeq names its product RNA polymerase II mediator complex subunit. Gene Ontology annotation, biological process: regulation of transcription by RNA polymerase II. NCBI's taxonomy places the organism in Eukaryota, Fungi, Ascomycota, Sordariomycetes, Cephalothecales, Cephalothecaceae. The record is from RefSeq and is a predicted model, not a curated record. The coding region runs from base 59 to 469 and encodes 136 amino acids. Gene Ontology annotation, cellular component: mediator complex. Gene Ontology annotation, molecular function: transcription coregulator activity. The transcript is spliced from 3 exons.
CCGCAUCCCCCUUCCAAUAAUACUCCCACCGAGCAAAGACAGCUUGGAGUAGUGCAAGAUGGGUGAUCGACUUACGCAGCUGCAAGACGCAGUCGACCAACUAGCGCAACAAUUUGUCGCGUCGUUCUAUUAUAUCGAAAGACACCACGACCUCGAGACACUAGGACCGAAGGAUGAGGUGAGGGAGAUCAAACAAGAGCAGACAGAAGUCGAGACUCUUCCCUCCGAUGUCUUCCAAGCAGGGCAACUCGAACUCGCGCGCGAUCUCAUCAUCAAGGAGCAACAGAUCGAGUACCUGAUUUCGAGUCUCCCUGGCCUCGAUAACAGCGAGAAGGAUCAGGAGCAGUCCAUCAAGGACUUGGAGGAGGAACUCAGGGUGGCUGAGGCGCAAAGAUUAGACGCCGUCAAGGAGAAGGACGAGGUUCUUGCCAGGUUGGACCAGGUACUUCGCAGCAUUCGCCGGCCCUGACAGACACAUGCCUAGCACAUGCGACGGCAAUGGAAAAGGGACGCCUUGUUGAAUAACGACGUGAUGACGCGGGGAUGUUUUGAACGGCGUUUGGGGGGUUGGCAAAUGAUUUUUAUGAUACCACUCGAAAUGGGGGAACCGGCAGGAAAAAGGGUCUGGAGGGGGAACCCUGGGUAGAGGUCUGAUAUUAAUCCAAACUCCAUAGCCAGUUUCUAUCGCAUCUAC